UCAUUAGAGACCUGGUGAUAUCUCUAUCCUAGCGAGUCUUACUCCGGGACCUUAGUUAUCGAGUAUGCAUGGAUAUUGAUUCGAACUAAGGUUUCAGAUUAACUCGCUUCCCGGAAAGUGUGUCAUCUAGGAAGUCGAAGCCUGGCCUCGGUCAUAUAUAAAAAAAAAAAUAUGAUUGGAAACAGAAAACGAAGUUUGUGCAAAUGAAGUGGUUAUUGGGUUUAUAAGAUUGGUGUGCGAGGGUCCUAACGAGACAGUAUUUUGAGAUCAUGGUGGCUGUGGGAAGCCAGUCACAGGAGCAGUACAAUCUCUUACUUAGUUCUUCCUCCAUUUCCUUGGAAUCUGCAGACUCCAUUAGUCAAACAACCCCAGAUGCUUCUGAAAAUGAGGAACGGAGUGCACUGCAAGCCGAGACUAAAAGGCUUGCCUUAGAACAGUUGCAAAAGGCAAAGAGCAAGCCUGUAGCUUUUGCAGUGCGCACCAAUGUAGCCUUCAAUGGAGCGGUGGACGGAGGGGACUGUCCAGCCCCUGGUCACUGUGUCUCGUUUGAUGUCAAAAGCUUCCUCCACAUCAAAGAGAAAUUCAACAAUGAUUGGUGGAUUGGACGUUUGGUCAAGGAUGGAUGUGACGACUGUUUUAUUCCUAGUCCUGCAAAACUGGAAAACCUCAAAUCCCUGUCUGGUCCCAAAAGUAAAAUGUAUGUAAGACGAAAUGAUUCCAGUACUACCAUGGAAGGUAUGCUGGGGCAGGGAACAGGUAUGAACUCCUCCCGAGAAUCCACCCCACCCACGCCAGGAAUGACCGAGGAGAAUGGGGCAGACAGUACAGUGGGAGAGGAUAGUGAUAGCACAAAAGCCUACAAAGCAGGGGGCAUCAUCCCUCCAACCAAAGAGAAGAAAAAACCAUUCUUCAAAAAGUCAGAGUCAGUGCCACCUUAUGAAGUAGUGCCUUCCAUGCGACCAGUCGUUCUGAUUGGUCCUUCACUGAAGGGAUACGAAGUGACAGACAUGAUGCAAAAAGCUCUCUUUGAUUUCCUCAAACACAAGUUUGAAGGGAGGAUAAUCAUUACAAGAGUCACGGCAGACAUCUCAUUAGCUAAACGGUCAAUAAUUAAUAAUCCCAGUAAAAGAGUCUUGCUGGACAAACAGAGUCGUUCAUGUGGAAUAGGAGAAGUUCAAAAUGAAAUAGAGAGAAUAUUUGACUUGGCUAGGUCUAUGCAGUUGGUAGUUCUAGACUGUGACACAAUUAACCACCCUUCACAAUUAGCAAAAACAUCGUUAGCUCCAAUUAUUGUUUAUGUCAAAAUUGCUUCACCAAAGGUAUUACAGCGACUAAUCAAAUCUAGAGGAAAAUCCCAGAGUCGUAAUAUGAAUGUACAGUUAGUAGCUGCUGACAAACUGAACCAAUGUAGUCCUGAUAUGUUUGAUGUAAUUCUAGAUGAAAAUCAAUUGGAAGAUGCCUGUGAACAUUUGUCCGAGUUCUUGGAGGCUUACUGGAAAGCCACACAUCCAAUUGACACGUCACAGCAGACAAAACUGAUGCCUUCUCCUAAUCCCAUAAGCAGGCAUAACACAGUGCCCCCUGGGCACCAUGGACAUGGGCACCACGGACAUGGUCAUAAUGUUCAUAGUUCAUUUCGUGAACCUCGGCGACACGCUGAUCAUGAACACCAUAUACGUGGUAGUGAUAGAGACCCAAGUCCUUCCCAUGAAAAACUUCACGAUCGCGAUCUGAGAUCGGGACACUAUGACCGUAGUGAUUACAAUCGGAUGUCGCCGCGCGAAUUCAAUCGUAGAGACAACAGUGGUGACAUGCACGAUCCGCGGCGAGACGACCGGUACUCAAACAGGAAGGAGCACGAACAUUUUGAUUCGAGAGAAUCGUACGGUUCACCCACGAGGAAUUCAAAAUACCCCAUGAAACAGCAGUCUAUAGACAUAUAGAUUUACAGCAAAUCUUUGUGGGAAAGGAAAACAAAAACUUCCAGGGAUUUUGCAAAUAGUGCAGUGAUCACAAAAAUUCAAAGUGUUUUUGACCCCUAUUUUGUUACAAGGUCAUGUGCCAUUGAUGACCUUUGCCCCCUGUUAAGAUGUAGAUAGAUCCCUAUCUACUGUGGAGAGUUGCAGAUCUGUCCUGGACACAGAUUUUGUCAUCCAGUGUUUAAAUGUGGUGUGAAUGCCUUCCUGUGUUACAAAAGAAGAUACGUAUAGAUUGCAGGUUUUCUUUUUUUUUUUUUUAUAAUUCGUAUCAAUAGUUCUUGCAGAAAUAGCCAUAUAUAGAUAGAACUUUAUAUCAGUUUUUCAAAUUUUACAGAACUGAAAAUCACGUGAUAAUUAAUGAUUAUCAUUUUGUAGUUUAACAUGUUCUUCCCAACAUUGCAUGUCUGAUUUUUAAAAGAAAUUUCGAGAGCGAAUAAUACUUGUGUUGAAGAAUUUGUUUGUUUGUAUACUCAGAAAGUUGAAGGUUGUACAUGUAUAUGGUUGUGAUUCAGAUCUUCACAACCCUUGUAUGAUUCCUGGAAUAAAUCAUUAAGCAUGACAUUAAAUAGGUUUUUUUGAAUUUGACCACCUUUUCAUUGUUUUAAAGAUCAUUGCUGUUCCUUGUUUUUCCCUGUCCAUGUUCAGUUAAACAUCUCACAAAUUUUGCAGGCAAAAUUAUGUUUGUGACAUGGUUAUUAAAACAAGACAAAAUUGUCUCCAAGGUGAAAAAUAUCUUCUGUAGUGGUUAUUAUUAUUAUUUUUUUUUUUUUGUGAAAGUGCAAUAAAUAGAUUUUCAUUCAAAAUGGGGGAAAAUGUGUAUACUAUAAACUUUGUUAGUGCAAUUGUUAGUGCAACUGUUUAAAUUCUCAGUUCAGAGUUAUAUUAUUGUUUUCGAUUUUUUUUAAUUGGUACGUGUAUAUUUUUCUUGUUUACAUUCUAAACCUAUGGCUGGCCAUAGUAGUAUUUUUUCUCUUUUUUUAAUUCAAUUUAUUUUUUAGCUCAUAUUUGCCCUCUUUGUUUGUUUACCCAGUCAUUGUAGGAUUGUAUUCUACGCACACUCAAUUAAAUGUAUAGGGGUUAUUUCCCCUUCUACAUAGAAGAAUCUCAUUUGUUUACUGGUACAUGUAAUAUGAAGGUAGACAAACAUGCUUCAUAUACCACAAUUAUUAUGAUAUUUGCAAGGCCAGAUCUGCAAAAUGUUUUUUUACUGCAUAUACAUGUACAACAAAAAAUAGACAAGUGCUUUUUUAUAUACAUUGAUGAAAUAAUUAAUCAGUAGAUAUUAAUCAACUGUCUUUACAAAAUCAGAGUGUAUAUCAAUUAUAGCAGACACCUAUCUUAUAUUUAUUAAUUGUACUGAUGCACAAGAAUGCAUUGCAUUUUUAAGUUUAUAUUGAACAGAUAGAUAUAAGAUAUAUUAAGAAAUAUUAAGAAGAAAUGAUGUAUGUUUAAUAAUUUUGUAAACAAUAUUGUAUACAUACUUUUUGAUAUAAUCGUCAAAAUAUUGAAACUUAUCCAUCUUGGUGAUAAGAAGUAGUCAGUUAAAAGUAUCCAUACCAAAUGAUAUGUAGUUUAUUAACAUAGUUUGAGGAUAGCUUUUUUUUUUAAUCUUCAUAGUGUUAUAUUUUAUGGAGUACAGUGUGUAUGAAUUAAAUAGUCUUUCAAGAACUAUUUUAACUACUCAAUUAGAUCUAAUAUUUAAUGAUUUAUCAAAGUUGCAAUAAUUUAUUCUUCCCAUCCCUAUGGUAAAUCAUUUACAGUUCAUAUAGUAAGAAUGUAUAAUGUUGAUUCAGUAUCUUUCCUAGAAUGAAAAUGAAUGAUUUUGUAUUUCAUGAGAUUUAAAAAAAAAUUUAUUUGAAGUUUGCUCAUUUUAGUCAAGUGCGAUAAAGUAUUGGAUGAAAUGGUACAAAUGCUUUUGCAAUUUGUUCAUGGAAUACAGAGGCAUAUAAAAAACAUUUAUCACUUAAGCAAGUCUCUUCUCAGAAAACUGUGUGUAUGAAUGUUUUGCAUGAUGAGCUACAUGUAUGUCUUUACCUUAAUCUACAUGAAGUAAAAUUUUGUUGACAAGGAUAUUCCACACUUACUAUGUAAUGCAUUUAUAUCUCCAUUUUGUUAAUGGUAUGGGAAUUGUUGCACUACCCUUUAAAAUUAUGUACAUUAUUAUUAUUCGGUAUGUCAAUUUUAUUAAAUAUUUCCAAGUUUGUUGGAUUUGUAAAUAAAACGGAUUUUUAUCUCGGAA
Messenger RNA from Saccostrea cuccullata (small rock oyster), 4218 nucleotides. Its product is annotated as voltage-dependent L-type calcium channel subunit beta-1-like. Gene Ontology annotation, molecular function: protein binding; voltage-gated calcium channel activity. The transcript is spliced from 11 exons. Bases 270 to 1943 code for a protein of 557 amino acids. Gene Ontology annotation, cellular component: voltage-gated calcium channel complex. The record is from RefSeq and is a predicted model, not a curated record. Gene Ontology annotation, biological process: calcium ion transmembrane transport. NCBI's taxonomy places the organism in Eukaryota, Metazoa, Mollusca, Bivalvia, Ostreida, Ostreidae.